Messenger RNA from Bemisia tabaci, 3290 nucleotides. NCBI's taxonomy places the organism in Eukaryota, Metazoa, Arthropoda, Insecta, Hemiptera, Aleyrodidae. The record is from RefSeq and is a predicted model, not a curated record.
UCUCCCUCGUGGUCAAGUUCACUGUCGCGCGCAGAUUCGGUUUGGUCCUCCGGGUCAGUCCUGGCGUUCGCGUUUUUUUUCGUCCUCCAAUUUUCCGCCGGAUCACGAAGAUUUGUGUAUCCGCUAACUGCACACGAUCAUCAACCCGGCCUCCUGAUAUUAUAUCGUUUACUCGCGUUCUGAAUGCAAAGAUUUCGUGAAUCUCAAAAUAGUGGCGCAAAUAUAAAAUUCGUGCAAUCUUUCGACCGCCGUAUUCUCUUCGAAUAAUCACGGUUUAUUUUUCACCGGGUAUCGAAAACAAUAUUUGUUUCGCUAAAAAAAGAUGAUUUGGUUCCUGGUGAGUUUGUUGAAAGGCAGUGCCCUGAAAAGUGCGUUUAUCUGGUUCAACGUCUUCGUAAUAUCUUUGUUAUUUUGGUACCGCUCAAGGAAUUCAAGGGUGGAUAACUUCCUAACGUCUCUACCAGGACCGUCAUCUUAUCCCAUAAUAGGGAGCAUCCAUCUAUUUGUGGGAAAAUCUAAGAGAGAUAUCUUGAAAAAUGUCAUGAGAACAAUGGAUUAUUACUCGCGAUACAAGAUGUUCAGGUUCUACAUUGGAAGAAAUCACUAUGCAGUGCUUGCAGAUCCUCAAACCAUUCAGAGUGUUUUACGGAACCCAAAUUGCUAUGAUAAAGAUGUCACUUACAAUUUUCUUGGAAUUCCGGAUGUACUUUUCACUGCCAACGGUGAGCCUUGGGUGAAGGAGAGGAAAGCGGCAAGUCCAGGGUUCAGUCCGCGGAUCAUAUCUGCCAUGGAUCCCAUCUACUCGGAUCGGACACGCGGUCUCAUGAGUGCCCUCAAGGAAAGAGCCGCCACAGGAGAAGCGUUCAACCUCAUCGAGCACAUUCUUCCAAUGGCUAUCGAUACUAUUAGCGAUACUUUCAUGGGAGUUUCGCUCGACAUGCAAGCUAGAGACAAUGCAAAAUACGUGCAAGCAUUUUUACGAAUACCAGAUCUUUUUAUUGAGCGUGCAAUGAUCCCGGUAUACCAACCUGAAAUAAUCUACUCGUUGACUGGAAAGAAAAAAGAAUACCAGUCGUGUUUAAAUUUAAUGCUCUCAAUGACUCGAGAGGUCCUGGAGAAGAAGAUGGAGCAUCGCGCUGAACUUAACAAAACUUCUGGCGCAAGUUAUGAGGCUGGUAGAAAACUCUACUUAGAUAUUCUGUUGGAUAAAUUUGAAGCAUCAGAAAAGAAGGAUAUGAACCUCUUGACCCAUGAGGCGGGCGAAAUGUUUGUCGCGGGAAGCGUGACGGUAGCCACGAUGGUGAGCUGGGUUUGUUUGCUGAGUGGUGUCUUUCUUGAGGUGGGCGACAAACUUCGCGAGGAGAUAGAUUCGUGCGUGAAGGAUGCGCCGAACGCAACUAUCGAAGACUGUGCCAAACUAGAAUAUUUGGAUCUUGUAGUCAAAGAGGCGCUUCGUCAUUUCACAGUCCCGUUUAUCUCGCGAGUGGCCAAAAAAGAGAUUCAAGUACCUGAUAUUGGAACAGUUCCUGAGAAUACAAGGUUCCUUGUUUUCUUGUUGAAUCUCCACCAUGAUGCAAGAUAUUGGGAGAAACCCUAUGAAUUCUACCCAGAACAUUUCCUUCCUGAAAACGUCGAGAAGCGACCCAAAUGUGCAUACAUCCCGUUUUCUGUAGGAAUGCGUGAUUGCCCAGGAGCAAAAUACACGAUUCAGACAAUGAAAGUUCAAGUUGUGCGCAUUUUGUCUCAAUUCAAAAUUUCAUCGGCAAGAAUGAAACCUUGGAAGAACCCAUAUUUGGAGCUUAGUCUAGGAUUUGGUUUCACAGUUGUUCCUACUCGUGGUUGGCUCGUCACAGCUGAGCUAAGAAAUCAGAUCUCCGACUAAAUUUCAAUGCAGUUGCAAAACAACUGCGGAACUGCGAUUUGCCCAAGUAUUAUUAAAAUUAUAUUUACGUUGAUAUCAAAAUUUGCAAUUCUCUCUUAAAACAAGAGCGAUGCGCUGUUCUUCUUGUUAGCGUAUAAGCGGGAAAAUUCCUUGGAAGCCGUCCAUUAUACAGUCAGGGUUUUUUCCCUGACUUUUUGACCCCUCCCCUUCCUGUCAUAUUUUUCGUGGCAAGUAAAUGCCAGGCAGGGCCAAAAUUACUUACCUCCCUCUAAAAAGUAUGUUAGGUUUAUCAGUCAAUCGCUUCUUCAUACUGAUCACGAAAAAGUCGAAUCAAUCAACAUUUUCUCAGUAUUUGUAUAUUAUUGGUUCGAGCGAUCAGCUUCAGCUGAAUUCCUCUCCAUCUCACAAGGUACCCCUUAGCGUCAGUUAUAGACCAGAGCUAAUUCCACGGGAACUCCCUAAUUUGGAAUCAAUGACUCAAUUUCAAGUUUUUGUGGAUAAUGGCCCCUGUUCCUGUCGGGUUUGGUCAUAUUCUUAGAAUACGCAGUGAAACGUUAAAUCAAAUGGGGAGGGGGGCUCCGAAAAAUUAAUCCCGAAAAAAGCUUCCUUUUGUAGAAAUAUUAAAAACUUGUGAUCAUUUCUCAGAUCCACCAUCAGCGCGAUAGGCUCAUUGUUUAGUCAAGUAUCAAAAGUAGAAGCAUGUAUUAGGUGUAAAAUAAAAAUGAAAUUACCUCCAUACUUUGUUCCUAAUUAGAUUAUAUUUUACUUUCGGGAUCAAAAAAAGCGAUAGAGAAUUCUACGCCUUGGACUUCCUUCCUAUUUUAAUUUCCAAUCGCUCUGAGUUUAAGUAACAAGCAUUAUAGGUUUCUUUAUUAGUUUACAUGCGGUGAGUGAGCUGAGAAUUGAAAUUUCUUCCAUAGAAGAGGGAUUACUAUAAGCCUGAAACCGAAUGAAACAAGUAGUGCGAUUGCUAGGUGGAUUGAUUCUCUGUAUUGCCGGUUUUUCACUGGAUUGAAAGCGUGAAUGUUAAGCAUGUAUGUUCGAGUUCCUGAAAAUCCAUCCAAUGUAAGAUAGAAAAAAGGAUAAUGUUAACCACGAUCCAACUAGCCACUCAUGCUGUUUCGCACAUUCUAGUCUUAUCAAAAUCAGCCGAUCAAUAAGAUAUUUAAAAAAUCCGUUACGGGACAUUAAAAAGAAUGUGAAGUGUGCACAUAUUGCAUAUUGUAAACUCGAUAUUUUUUCCAAAUUUUAUAGGUACAAUCAUGUACUUUCGCUCGCUCAAAUUUUCUGUUAUUUUCGAACAUUGUGAAUAUUAAUAGAAGAUAUUUUACUCUGCUUUUGUUGAUGAUCAAUUUUGUUCUUAUUGUAUUGGUAGAAUCCGAAUAAAACUCAAACAUAGGAAAGAAAA